AUGAGCGCCCAAAGAGCCACUGCGGAGCUGGCUAAUGGGGUUGCGGGUAAUGAUGAUCCAGCUCCCUCAUCGUCGGCGGCUGUUGUGGAAGCCGUCGUACCGGAUGUUCAGAUGACCUCCCAGGCGCCGUUGGUGCAGCAGCCAGAUGUGGGACCUGGUGUGGUGGCGCAUGUUGGUGUGCAGAAUAUAGAGUCUGUGCAGCCGUUCCAGAGUUCUGAGACUGCAGCUGGUGUGGGACAGGCGAAGCCCAAGGCAGCUUCGACGAUCGCAGAGCCAGGCGGAAGAUCAGAUCUGGAGCAAAGAGCUGUGGACAAUAGGCUUGGAAGUUCCGAGAUGGAUGAUGAGACUGGGGAAUUUCCUCAACAAUGGUGGCCCAGCGUUUCGUCUGAGGUCGCCGAGUCGGGCGAGGCCAAUAUCUGCAGCGCCGACGCCUCCGCCAUCGUCCUCCAGUAUUUCGGCAGAGGCAAUACAAGCAGAGGGAAGCGCAGGGAGCUGAGCGGCUCACUAACGCUGAAGCUCAAACCGCUGGUGGGUUACUGGGAAGCCUGGCGUUUACUCCCUCAGAUCCUGGACUACUCCUGGGUGAUCCUCUGCAAGAGCUACAUCAUGGUGACGGAGGUGGACUUCGAGAGCGUCAUGGUGGAGCUCACGCCCGAGGAGCCAGACGCCCCCACCGAAGGAGCUACAAGCGCAAGCUCUUACCAGAAGCUCUACGUCACCUACAUCGUCAGAGCUAGUGACUGGCUGGAAGUGGCAGCCUCAGUGCUGUCAGAUGUGAGUGAGUUGAGUGGAUGGUGGUGGAAGUCAGUGAUGGAGAUUGUCAUGAAGACGUAUGAGGCAUGGCUAAAAGCAACGCCGUUAGAGCGCUUGGGCAUCAGCCCCGAUGGAGCGGAGGACCUGAUGAAUGGAAAGUGGUCACGGCUGAACGCACGGGUGGCCUCCAUGUUGCUUACAGCGAUGGGGCCUGAGAUGAGGGCUGAGAUGGUGGCGCAGCGUAUUUCACAAAGCACUAUACGCAUGGUCUACAG
Messenger RNA from Symbiodinium necroappetens, 1028 nucleotides. The record is from the annotation of a GenBank genome assembly. NCBI's taxonomy places the organism in Eukaryota, Dinophyceae, Suessiales, Symbiodiniaceae.